Messenger RNA from Gadus morhua (Atlantic cod), 6171 nucleotides. RefSeq names its product PTPRF interacting protein alpha 4 (gene ppfia4). The coding region runs from base 741 to 4343 and encodes 1200 amino acids. NCBI's taxonomy places the organism in Eukaryota, Metazoa, Chordata, Actinopteri, Gadiformes, Gadidae. Gene Ontology annotation, biological process: synapse organization. The record is from RefSeq and is a predicted model, not a curated record. The transcript has 31 exons. Gene Ontology annotation, molecular function: protein binding. Gene Ontology annotation, cellular component: presynaptic active zone.
GCAGCCAGCCAGCCAGAUCGUGAGCGUGCGUACGUAGUGGUGCUGAUGUGAUCAGCCGGAUUUCACUCUGUGGAGAUCCGAGCCUUAAAACGUGUCAACAGCAUUUCUGUCACUGGAUUUACAAUCGGAAACGAAUCUAAUCGAAUGCGAAACGAAUCAUCAGUAUCUUAACGCUGCGGCACUCCUUAUAUCCUAUGGCGCACACGGGCGAAGUUGUGAUAUGUGGGAGUUGCUACCUUGUUUCGGUAGCCGUAGUGACAGCUGCAGGAGCCCUGGUGUGAGUGGUGCGAGAAGGAGUGUCUGCGCGGCGGCGGCGGCGGCGGCGGCAGUGAAGAGUGAUGGCAGCAGAGAAGGCGGAUGCAGAUAGGACUUGCCCUCUCCGCCGUGCACAUCACUGACUGAAGGUCCGCGGAGACGGGGUGUGAACUUGGAUGUUUAGCUCAUGUCUUUGGCCACAGUGACUCUUUAUUUCUGUGAUUGCUGCUUCGACGUCUCCCGCGCUCACGUUUAUUAGGUAUAUCUCACGCCGAGCGUAGCUUCCCCCCCCAGCCCCCCUCCCUCCUGUCAAUCAUAUCUCACUGGAUUUCUACAUGAGUGCAUGACUCGCGGGGCAGGGCGGAUCUGCUCAAGAGGUGGACGGAUGCCGGUUGAUAUGGAAAGGUCAACCAUCAACUCAUCGUUCCGAUUCCAGUGAUCAGCUAUAGCUUGUGCUGUAGAAUUGUGCAGCAGAAGCAUCGAAGAUGAUGUGCGAAGUGAUGCCCACCAUUACAGAGGGGGACUCGGGUGGUCCUCCGAGGACCGCCGGCGGGGUACAAAAUGGGUCGGAGCAGGAGGCCAACUUCGAGCAGUUGAUGGUCAACAUGUUGGACGAGAGGGACAAGCUGCUGGAGUCCCUCCGGGAGACCCAGGAGACGCUCAUACACUCGCAGACCAAGCUGCAAGGCGCGCUGCACGAGAGGGACGUACUUCAGAGGCAAAUUAAUGCCGCGCUACCUCAGGAGUUUGCCACCCUGACCAAGGAGCUGAAUGUGUGCCGGGAGCAGCUUCUGGAGAAGGAGGAGGAGAUAUCUGAGCUGAAGGCCGAGAGGAACAACACCAGACUGCUGCUGGAGCAUCUGGAGUGUCUGGUGUCGCGACACGAGCGCAGUCUGAGGAUGACGGUGGUGAAGAGGCAGGCCCCUCCCCCGUCUGGGGUCUCCAGCGAGGUGGAGGUCCUCAAAGCCCUCAAGUCCCUCUUUGAGCAUCACAAGGCCCUGGAUGAGAAGGUCCGGGAGCGGCUCCGAGUGGCACUUGAGAGGGUAGCCACACUGGAGGGUCAGUUAGCCACCACCACCACAGAGUUGACCCUGGUGAGACAACGCCAGCAUGGACACUCAGAGGGAUCCAAGCCAACAUGGAAGAGACUUCCCAACGGCUCCAUCGACGCCCAUGACGACGGUAACCGGGCGGCGGAGCUCCAGGAGCUGCUGGAUCGGACCAAUCAGGACCUGGCCCAGAGCCGCGAGCGCUCCACCACCAUGAACGGGCGCCUGGCCGAGCUGGAGGUGGAGCUGGCCAACACCCGGCGGGAGCUGAGCCGCAGCGAGGAGCAGUCCCUCAAACAGCAGCGGGAGCAGAGAGAGAGAGAGGACAUGGAGGAGAGGAUCACCACGUUAGAGAAGCGCUACCUGGCAGCCCAGCGCGAGACCACACACAUCCACGACCUCAACGACAAGCUGGAGAACGAGCUGGCCACCAAGGACUCACUGCACCGACAGAGCGAGGAGAAGGUGCGGCAGCUCCAGGAGAUGCUGGAGCUGGCGGAGCAGCGGCUGGCCCAGACCCUGAGGAAGGCGGAGACGCUGCCCGAGGUGGAGGCUGAGCUGGCCCAGAGAGUGGCGGCGCUCUCCAAGGCUGAGGAGCGCCAUGGCAACGUUGAAGAGCGCCUCCGACAGCUGGAAUCGCAACUGGAGGAGAAAAACCAAGAACUCGGAAGGGCUCGUCAGCGGGAGAAGAUGAACGAAGAGCACAACAAACGUCUGUCGGACACGGUGGACCGCCUGCUGACCGAGUCCAACGAGAGGCUGCAGCUGCACCUGAAGGAGCGCAUGGCCGCCCUGGAGGACAAGAAUUCUCUGAUCCAGGACCUGGAGAACUGCCAGAAACAACUGGAGGAGUUCCACCACACUCGGGAGCGUCUGAUAGGGGAGAUCGAGAAGCUGAGGAACGAGAUCGACCAUCUGAAGCGGCGCAGUGGGGCGUUUGCAGAUGGGAGUCACCCACGCUCUCACCUGGGCAGCGCCAGUGAUCUCCGCUACUCCAUGGUGGAGAGCCAGGACGGCCACUACAGCACCACCGUCAUCAGACGAGCACAAAAGGGCCGGCUGGCUGCGCUGCGAGACGAGCCCAACAAGGUGUUGGCCAUCUUUGAACAGGACUUCCCCUCGCUGCGCGGGAGCGUCACUCACCUCCUCGGCAGCGACAUCGAGGCCGAAUCAGAUCUGGAUGACGACGUUAGCUCCGCCCUCCUCUCCCCGAGUGGCCAAUCCGACGCACAGACCCUCGCGCUCAUGCUUCAAGAGCAGCUUGACGCCAUCAAUGAGGAGAUCAGGAUGAUCCAGGUGGAGAGGGACUCCGCAGAGCUGCGCUCGGACGAGAUCGAGUCCCGCGUCAACAGUGGCAGCAUGGACGGUCUCAACGUGACGCUCCGCCCCCGAGCCCUGCCCACCUCGGCCACCGCCCAAUCACUGGCCUCGUCCACCUCCCCGCCCACCAGUGGGCGCUCUACACCAAAACAUCACGCGCGCAACGCCAGCCACCAGCUGGGCAUCAUGACUCUGCCCAGCGACCUGAGGAAGCACCGCAGGAAAGUGGCCUCCCCGACGGAGGUGCGCGAGGACAAGGCCACCAUCAAGUGUGAGACGUCCCCCCCCUCGUCCCCCCGUAGCCUGCGGCUGGAGACCAACUUCGCCCAGCUCACCGGCAGCCUGGAGGACGGCCGAGGCAACAAGCAGAAGAAAGGCAUCAAGUCGUCCAUCGGCCGUCUGUUUGGGAAGAAGGAGAAGGGACGCAUGGAGCAGGCGGUCGGGAGGGAGGGUCAGCCUCUUCCUCCUGUACCAGGUACAGCUGUCUGUGUGUGCGAUGACUUUGAGAUGAGCAUCGGAGACACCAUGACUCUGGGGAAGUUGGGCACCCAGGCAGAAAGGGACCGCAGGAUGAAGAAGAAACAUGAGCUGCUGGAAGAUGCCAGGAGGAGGGGUCUGCCGUUCGCCCAAUGGGACGGCCCAACCGUUGUCUCCUGGCUAGAGCUGUGGGUGGGCAUGCCGGCCUGGUACGUGGCGGCGUGCCGGGCCAACGUGAAGAGCGGGGCCAUCAUGUCGGCGCUGUCGGACACGGAGAUCCAAAGGGAGAUCGGCAUCAGCAACCCGCUGCACCGCCUCAAGCUGCGCCUCGCCAUCCAGGAGAUGGUUUCCCUCACCAGCCCCUCGGCCCCGCUCACCUCCAGAACGUCCUCCGGAAAUGUGUGGCUGACUCACGAAGAGAUGGAGAACCUGGCCUCCUCCACUAAAGCGGAGAGUGAGGAGGGCAGCUGGGCACAGACGCUGGCUUACGGCGACAUGAACCACGAGUGGAUCGGCAACGAGUGGCUGCCCAGCCUGGGUCUGCCCCAAUACCGCUCGUACUUCAUGGAGUGCCUGGUGGACGCCCGCAUGCUGGACCACCUCACCAAGAAGGACCUGCGGAGCCACCUGAAGAUGGUGGACAGCUUCCACAGGGCCAGCCUGCAGUAUGGGAUUAUGUGCUUGAAGAGACUCAAUUACGACAGGAAAGACCUGGAGCGCCGAAGAGAGGAUAGCCAACAUGACAUGAAAGACAUGCUGGUGUGGACCAACGAGCAGGUGAUCCACUGGGUGCAGUCCAUCGGCCUGAGGGAGUACAGCGGUAACCUGCUGGAGAGCGGGGUCCACGGGGCGCUGGUCUCCCUGGACGAGACCUUUGACUACAGCAGCCUGGCGCUCAUCCUGCAGAUUCCCAUGCAGAACACACAGGCGCGGCAGGUUCUGGAGCGGGAGUUCAACAACGUGCUGGCCCUGGGCACCGACCGCCGGCUAGAAGAGUGUGGGGACGACAAGACGUUCCGCCGCUCCCCGUCGUGGCGCAAGCGCUUCCGCGCGCGGGAGGGGGGCGGGGGCAUGGGGAUGAUGGCGGGCUCCAUGGAAACGCUUCCCGCCGGCUUCCGCAUGCCCUCCAUGUCCAUGCCCCCCUCCAUGUUGUUGGGGAACAAGAAACAGCACCAGCCCGAAGCUCCUCCCCCUGCGCCUCCGAGGCUCGACCCCUCCACCGUAAGGACCUACUCAUGCUAACUCUUCUCUGCUAACUCACAGGCGUGCUAAUGCUGAACAGUGCAUUCUCAUUACUUGUAUGGACACACGCUUGCGGCCUUUCGAGAGUGAUAUGCCAAAUCUGUGGAGGGCAGCCCUUAGUGCCAGAGGGGUGUCAUCGCGGAGCCCCCCCCCCCUCUGUGUCCAGCCUCACCUCUCACCUUUCACCUCUCACCUCUCUCCCUCCGGACAUGUGCAAUACAGAGUACAAACUCUGACCUCCCGGAGCUUACUUGACCUUUUGAGCGCGCUCGGCGGUCGCUCCGCCCGGUCUCGCGGCUGUGAAGGAGGUUUCUCGGACCUCGGUCUCUCUCCCAGUUUAACCCCAGUUCUCCCAGUAGCCUUGUUAUUGUGAUCUUGUGAUUCUGCUCCCCAUUGAGUUUCAGUUGUGGGUCCUUAUACCGGUUUCGGGUGUGUGGGGGUUUCGACCUCGAUCCAAACCAACACUGCUGCUGCCACCGUCCGACUAGUACAGUGGUGGUGGAGGGACAUUGAAACAGACUUAAUAGGAAUGAAUCUUAAAGCUGAAGUGUGUUGGGGCGGGGGGGGGGGUGGUAGCAUGGUGUUGAUCUGGAUUUGGGAAUAGACCUGUGUAAAUGGCAUAAUCCUGGUGCACAUAAUCCCCUUUCGGUUAUGCAAGGUAUUAACUCAUUUAUCAUCCCUGUACAUAAAAUGGAUGACUUAUGUUUUUUAUAGAAAUAUAUUGGAAAUAUAUAUAUAUGGAGAAUAAUAUAAUGUACUUGCUGUAUGAAACCCAAUGCCCUGUAUUCGGUAGUGACUGUUCUAUUUCUCACCUUUCUUCUCUCUGUGAUGGGCCUUUCGUGUGUCUACUUCUGUAUGCCGUUGAUGUGUGGAUCUCUUUCGUGGGGGUGUUAUGGAGAGUGGUAACUCUGUGUGAAAACUACAAGGACACUUCACAGGUUCAUGGGUCCAACUCUCUACUGCUCGACUCCAUUUUCUUCUUUCCUUUUUUCUCCCUUUGCCUCCUCUUUUCAAACUAUGUAGCUGUUACCACUCUCUCUCUCUCUCUCUCUCUCUCUCUCUCUCUCUCUCUCUCUCUCUCUCUCUCUCUCUCUCUCUCUCUCUCUCUCUCUCUCGCUCACUCUCUCUCACUCUCUCUUUCUAUCUUUCUUCCCCCUUUGUAUGACACUAUGUAGCCUAGAGUAGAGCGAAUCUCUUAAUAUGUACUAGAGUGCGCGUGUUUGUGUGAGUGAGUCAAUGAAACCUAAUCCUUUUUCUCGGUGAUAGUAGGGGAUGCGUGUGAGAUGCCGGGCCAGGCCAUUGAGCUUCCUCCGUGGGGUGUGUGACAACUGUAGCUCCUCCUCUUUGUUGACUUGUUGACUUCCUUUAAAAACCACAAAAAAAAAAGAAUCAAACUGUCCACUGCUGCUUGGCGUCAGCCAAUGACUUCGACACAUUAAACUGCUUCACUUGACGGAGACAACCUGCUCUGACGUCGUCCGUCUCGCCACUCUUUUGAGAUCAGUUGCCAUGGAUAUUACAGUCGCGUGCGCACAGGAGUGGUCGUUUUCCUUCACAGGCAGACCUCCUCGUCCAAUGAGAUCAUGGCAAUUUUGGUGAACCAUCGAAGCGUUGGAUGCGUGUAUAAUAUAUUUUUAUUUUAUUUUACAACCGUUUUUUUCAAAGUGUCUAAGAGGUGUACUGUGCUAUGUGGCAGCUAUGAGUACUGUAUGUGUGUCUAUUCCAGGUGUGAAAUGAUGCUGACAAAUCAAGAUUUUAUUAUUUGGCUAUUUAAAAGUGUACUGUAUUUAUGACAAUAUAUAGACAUAAAGUAAAGUUGUUUUCUAAA